AUGUCUAGCAUCGAACUUAUCAACCCUCGGGCGGAGAGCGUGCGCCGGACGCAGGCUUUGCAGGUCAACACUGCUGGCGCAGUAGGUCUCGCAAAUGUCGUCAAGAGCAACUUGGGACCAAGGGGGACAAUCAAGAUGCUGGUGGAUGGGUCGGGUCAGAUCAAGAUGACCAAGGAUGGAAAGGUGCUUCUGUCUGAAAUGCAAAUACAGAACCCCACCGCCGCUAUGGUCGCUCGGACAGCUGUCGCCCAGGAUGAGCAAACAGGAGACGGAACGACUUCGGUCGUCCUCCUCGUCGGAGAGCUGUUGAAGCAGGCGGACCGGUAUAUCCAGGAAGGCGUGCAUCCGCGAGUUAUUGGAGAAGGAUUCGACUUGGCUAAGAAGGAGGCUCUUUCUUUCCUCGACAGCUACAAGCAAUUCCCCGAACUCGACCGCUCCACCCUCAUCUCCGUCGCCCACACUUCCCUCUCAACCAAGCUCCACGCCGAACUCGCCAAGAAGCUCGCGGCCGACGUCGUCGACGCCGUCCUCGCCAUCCGCGCGCCCGAGCCAACGGACGGGAGCAUGCGGGAGCCAAUCGACCUCCACAUGAUUGAAGUGAUGAAGAUGCAGCACAAGACGGAUACGGACACCCAGCUGGUCAAGGGGUUGGUGAUGGACCACGGAGCGAGACAUCCGGACAUGCCGAAGCGGGUGGAGAAUGCGUUCAUCUUGACGCUUAACGUGUCGCUGGAGUACGAAAAGACCGAGGUCAACUCGAGCUUCUUCUACUCAUCAGCGGAACAACGCGAGAAGCUCGUCGAGUCGGAGCGCCGGUUCGUCGAUGCCAAGCUCAGGAAGAUUGUCGAGUUCAAGAAUGCCGUGUGCGAUGUUGCUGUUGGGUCAGGCGAGAAGCCCAAGCAAUUCGUCAUGAUCAACCAGAAGGGUAUCGACCCGAUGUCGUUGGAUAUUCUGGCCAAGGCGGGCAUUCUGGCGCUGAGGCGGGCGAAGCGGAGGAACAUGGAGAGGUUGCAACUGGCUUGUGGCGGUAUCGCUCAAAACUCGGUGGAUGACCUGACACCGGAUGUGCUGGGAUACGCGGGAUUGGUAUACGAACACACGUUGGGAGAGGAGAAGUACACCUUUGUGGAAGAUGUCAAGGAGCCAAAGAGUGUGACCAUGCUCGUCAAGGGACCCAACGCCCACACCAUGGCCCAGAUCCAAGACGCACUCCGAGACGGCUUCCGAUCCGUCAAGAACGCCAUCGAAGACAAGUGCCUCAUCCCCGGUGCUGGCGCCUUCGAGAUCGCCUGUGCCCUGCACCUCCAGACCGCCCUCAAAGCGACCGCCAAGGGCCGCACGAAGCUCGGCGUCCUCGCAUUCGCCGAGGCCAUGCUCAUCAUCCCCAAAACGCUCGCCCAGAAUGGCGGGUUCGACGUACAGGAUGCGAUUGUGAGCCUGCAGCAGGAGGCAGAGGAGACGGAGGAGGCGGUCGGUCUGGACUUGCGCACGGGCGAGCCGAUGAACCCCGUGACGGAGGGUGUGUGGGAUAAUUAUCGCGUAAAGAGACAGAUGCUCCAUUCGGCCGCUGUCAUUGCGGUGAACCUGUUGAGUACGGAUGAGAUCUUGCGGGCGGGCAGAUCAUCAUUGAAGCCGGACGGGCCAGGUCCUCAAUAG
Messenger RNA from Dioszegia hungarica, 1656 nucleotides. RefSeq names its product putative t-complex protein 1 zeta subunit (tcp-1-zeta). Gene Ontology annotation, biological process: protein folding. Gene Ontology annotation, molecular function: ATP binding; ATP hydrolysis activity; ATP-dependent protein folding chaperone. The transcript is spliced from 9 exons. NCBI's taxonomy places the organism in Eukaryota, Fungi, Basidiomycota, Tremellomycetes, Tremellales, Bulleribasidiaceae. The record is from RefSeq and is a predicted model, not a curated record. Gene Ontology annotation, cellular component: chaperonin-containing T-complex. The coding region runs from base 1 to 1656 and encodes 551 amino acids.